CGUGAGUUGGUCUGUGUGCUUGUUACAAAUUGCGUGUCCACCAAAGGGCCUAAAUUUGAAAUCUUGUCAAAGGGAGAUGGGUUUUGGCCUCAAAGCAAAUGGUAAAAAAAAGGUGUGACUUUGUUAUCUCCAAGUUUGUCAACUGGAAUUCUUUUCUUUUGUUUGGGUUCUUUUUUAAGCACACCCUCAAAAUCUUGUCAAUCAUUCAUAUGUCUGUUGUUGUUUUGGAAUACAUAAGCCCAUAACAUUUGAAAGAAGGUUGAGUAAAAAUAUGAAUGCCGCUAGUCACUAGUUCCAUCCCAAAGCCCGCCCAAAGCCCGUAUUGAAGAGAGAAAACCCUACCUUAGUUUGUUCCGAUGGGAUAUCAUCCCACAAUGCCCUUGUGCAUUCAUUUUAUUGCCCUAGUACUCUGGGCAGCUUCCUUGGACAUUGUCCCUUUAGCGUACGGCCAGACUACCAUCACAUAUGGAGUGGUCCUUUCGUCCACUGACCCAUCAAUCGGUUCGUUUACAAACGCCCUGAACCUCGCCGUCGCCGAUGUGAAUGCCAAUCCUACCCUGUUGUCCAAUGCGACACUAAGCCUUCGGUUCUACGAUUCCAAAGCAAGUCCACGAGUCGUCGUGGCAGAGGGAUUGAGAGCCAUAGCAGAGGGUGUUAAUGCGAUAGUUGGCGAGGCAGAUUCUGGUAUCACUGAGCCUCUUGUCCUUGCAACCGAAACGAAACUGAUACCUGUCUGCUCGGGGGCUUCGACAUCGCCCUCGCUUUCCAACAAAAGCGAAUUUGCAACCUUCUUUCGAACGCUUCCUAGUGACAAUGCUCAGGGCGCUGCUAUGGUUUCGCUCAUGUGGAAAAUGGGAUGGAUGCGCGCAGGGAUCAUCAGUGAGGCCACUUCGUAUGGCCAAGGCGUUGGAGACGCGCUUUUGGCGGCGAUCAGGGAACAGAAUGCGGGCAUCAGUAUCGACACACGCCUAUCGUACGUGCCUGGGGAUCAGAUACAAGUCUCCAAUCAACUCCAGUCUUUGAAAGAAUCUGGAGUUCGCAUUAUUGUGGCCAUCGGGGCGGAUUUCACACGUUUUGUCAAUGUCAUGAAAGAAGCCGACAACCUCGGUUUAAUUGGAGACGAUUAUGUGUGGAUCCUGUCCGAUGCAUUUUUCCCUGUCUUUACCGAAGUCAAAUCAAAUGACAAGCGCCUUUUCAAAGGUGCUUUGGCUGUAUACCCUCAAGAGGGCGCCGGACCAAAAUAUACUCAGUAUCGAAAUGCUGGCAACCGGGAAAACCCUUACGACUUGUUUUAUUAUGAUUGUGUUCUGGCACUUGCAGCAGCACACACUAAAAUGUUGAGCGAAGGCGUCUCUCUUGCCAACUUGGCAGCAAACACUGUCCCGCCAUUUAAUAUUACUCAGUUCACCCGCGUGAACUUUACUGGCAUGACCGGGACUGUCGUAUUUGACAAAGAUGGAGAUCGGGAUGGUGAUUAUGCCCUCCACAGUUUCGACGGAAAUACCGCGACACAAGUGGCAGUCAUUCGCCGUGGCAAAACAUUUGACCCUCCUCAACCCGUCAUCAAAUUCCAUUCUGGAUCAACCGUCGUCCCACUAGACACUCCGUCCUUUAAGCUGAAUGUUGUCGAAUGGACAUCACCCAUGGGCAUCGCCAUCAGUGCAAUUUUCGGCGUCAUGAUAAUAGUGUGUAUCGUCUCCAUUGUCCUUUCCUUGACCUUCCGGAAGAGUUCCAUCUUGAAGCCUGUCAGUCCAGUCUUUUGUGGGAUCAUCUCUUUCGGGCUUGCUUUGGUAUUUGGCAGUGAGCUGGCGGAUGUUGGUUGGAAGUCUACAUUUACGUGCAACCUGUACCCUUGGCUAUUGGGAAUUGGAUUCGCGACUGCUCUGGCUUCGGUAUUCGUCAAACAGUGGCGUAUCUUUAGGAUCUUUGAAAACGUUCAAAUGGCCAAGCGGCCCAUUCGGGAUGGACGUCUUCUCUACAUCUUCUCGGGUAUUGUGAGCGUGCAAGUGAUUUUGUUGGGUAUCAUGACAGCCGCGUCGCCCCUUCGUCCCAUCAGGAUAAUUGAUCGGAAAACGGAAACGACUAGUUUUGUUUGCACAGCGACAAAUACGGACAUUCAGAAUGGCCUAACCUACAUAAUAUAUGCCUACUGCGGUAUUUUGCUGAUUGUAUGCACUUACCUUGCUAUCCGUACUCGCAAUGUUUACUCUGCCUUUAACGAAUCAAAGUGGAUCGGCCUCAGUGUAUAUAACAUCAUUCUAUGCGGUCUAGCAGCUCUAGCAGUCACAUACAUUGGCGGCAACACCAUGUCGGAACCGACGCGAUUUGCUGUCCGGAAUGCUGCAGUGUUUUUUGCAGCGACUGUGGCAUACAUUUCACUCGUCGGACGACUUUUGGCUGUGUUGAUCGCAAAGGAAACAGGGUAUGCCUCUGAUAUCAUCAGCAGCGAGGAUGGCAGCAUAGGCCUCAGAAGCAUGCCAAGUAUCUUCCCAAGUCUAAAUUCUGGCACCCCUCGGUCGGCAAAUGCCUCGCUGAUGACCGCACAAAUUCGGCAAGCUAGCUUCCCGAUGAAGCACGUGGGGAAAAUGGGUGCUGUGUGGAAACAACAAACUAUGACCUUGGCACUUGGUUCUGAAAAGGUUUUAAGCUUGAUAGAGACCAAUGCAGAGAACACGGUAGGACUACUCAUACGACUCAAGGACGUUAAAGCUCGGCUGUUGGUCCCAGAAGAUCCUGACCCACAUGACCUCCGCCAUUGUCGGUUCGAGAUAAGAUGGGGAAAUGUGAUGAUGAAAGUUCAAGGUGCAACAAUAGCAGAGUGCGAGGAAUGGGUUUAUCUCAUAAAUAGCGGGGGAUUAAGCUCGGGAGCUUCACAAUCUCCUGCACGAGGGGUUAGAGACCGAGAUGUGACGACAGCGCGGACGUCUGGAUUGCAGGUCGACCAGAUCAAAUCGGGUUGAGCCUAGUUCAACAGUUCAACCCCAUAUUUUGCGAGUGAAAAAGAAUGUUUUUUAGAGUUUUACGGCAUUAUAGAAUUACAAUCAAUUGACAGUUCAUAUACAUUAAGUUUCCUUCC
Molecule: messenger RNA, 3076 nt
Organism: Spizellomyces punctatus DAOM BR117
Lineage: Eukaryota; Fungi; Chytridiomycota; Chytridiomycetes; Spizellomycetales; Spizellomycetaceae
Exons: 13
Coding region: 357-2960 (867 amino acids)
Biological process (GO): G protein-coupled receptor signaling pathway; gamma-aminobutyric acid signaling pathway
Cellular component (GO): G protein-coupled receptor heterodimeric complex; membrane
Molecular function (GO): G protein-coupled GABA receptor activity
Source: RefSeq, a predicted model, not a curated record